Oncorhynchus nerka (sockeye salmon) is the source of this 1784-nucleotide messenger RNA. Its product is annotated as endophilin-A3-like. Gene Ontology annotation, biological process: synaptic vesicle uncoating. Bases 144 to 1292 code for a protein of 382 amino acids. NCBI's taxonomy places the organism in Eukaryota, Metazoa, Chordata, Actinopteri, Salmoniformes, Salmonidae. The record is from RefSeq and is a predicted model, not a curated record. The transcript has 11 exons. Gene Ontology annotation, molecular function: protein binding. Gene Ontology annotation, cellular component: cytoplasm; glutamatergic synapse; presynapse.
GUGAUUUAGCGCAUUGAUACAUUGAGACGGACUGGAGGGCAAUCGGGACACAAUGUAGCUAACCAACGGGUCAACUAUUAGAGCACGGUUGGCAUCCCAUUAUUUCUUUCCAUAUAUUAUUUAGGACUUUUGAUUCUUGAAGGAUGUCGGUAGCCGGGUUGAAGAAGCAAUUUCACAAAGCAAGUCAGCUAUUGAGUGAGAAGAUAAUUGGGGCUGAGGGAACGAAGCUGGAUGAAGAAUUUCAAAAAAUGGAAAGGAGAAUUGAUGUGACCCACAAAAUGGUUCUUGAACUUGUGCCCAAAACCACAGAGUACCUCCAGCCAAACCCAGCAUAUAGAGCCAAACUGGGCAUGCUCAACACAGUGUCCAGGAUCCGUGGGCAGGUGAAGGCUGUGGGGUACCCCCAGACUGAGGGAAUGCUGGGAGACUGCAUGUUGCACUACGGCAGAGAACUGGGAGUCGGCUCUGCCUUUGGAUGUGCACUGGCGGACAUUGGGGAAGCCUUGAAACAGAUGGCCAUAGCCAGAGAUUCCCUGGACAUCAGUGUGAAGAACAACUUCAUCGACCCACUGCAGGCACUCCUGGACAGAGAGUUGAGGGAAAUAGGGUACCACCUAAGGAAACUUGAAGGUCGUCGGCUAGACUUUGACUACAAGAAACGACGCAAAGGAAAGAUGCCUGAAGAGGAGAUCAUGCAGGCGUGGGAGAAGUUUUCGGACUCCAAAGAGCUGGCAGAGAGAAGCAUGUUCGACCUCUUAGAAAGUGAUGCAGAGCAUGUGACUCACCUAUCAGCUUUGAUUGGGGCCGCUCUGGACUAUCACCGCCAGUCUUGCCAAAUCUUGGACAGCCUCAAUCGAAGUCUGCAGGGCAGGCUAGCCAUUGCAAGCAACCGACCAAAGAGGGAGCCCAGGCCCAAAUCUAUUAAAGUUAACACAAUCAACACACAACAAAAUGGAUCUUCCCACAGAUCAUCAGUCAAAUCAGUUAUAUCUUCAGAUGCCCAGAUAAGCCAAGCUGUCAAUGGAAAAAAUUACCAGCACACAAACAUACCUCUAAGACCAGAGAGUCCCAUCAUUUGUAACCAUGAUUGUGAGGUUUUCCUAGACCAGCCUUGCUGCCGUGCGCUCUACCGCUUUGUGGCUGAGAAUGAAGGAGAGCUGGGCUUCAAGGAGGGUGACCUCAUCAUCCUCACCAACCAGAUUGAUGACAACUGGUAUGAGGGCAUGAUCAGCGGGGAGUCUGGCUUUUUCCCUAUCAGCUACGUCAAUGUCCUUGUGCCUUUGCCACAGUGAUACCAGGGUAGCACCACAAGCUAUGGGGGCCGGCUAUGAAGUCCUCACCUCAGAGCACUCUCUGGAAAUCUUAUUUUGCAAUGAAUGUCACUCAACUUUCUGAUGUGUUUAUUGACUGAAUUUGUAUUUUUGAGCUUAUCUGUUAGAAGCAUUUCAGGAUGGCCUCAUUUGGUGGUACCGUCACUUCUUCCUGGAUCUGUGAAUUCUUAAUUUCACCUUAUUUUCUCAGAGGCCAUAGAGCUAUGAACAUGCAAUGUCUUUGCGUACUCCACAGGUUUCAAGGCUACACCAUUUCAGACAGUCUUAUGCAAUAUUUUCUCUCUCCCUUGAAAGCCCAUCUUAGUUACAUUUGUCUCCAUUGUGUGCUGUUAGGUGGCCUAAAGCUCACCUUUUGUUACUUUCAGCAUAAUAAUGGGUCAAUUAGUAGUGUGACACUUUUUAAUUCAGCACAUUUUUGUGAUGUCAUGGAACACUUCAGCUGCUUUAUUAAGA